Messenger RNA from Quercus robur (English oak), 1252 nucleotides. Its product is annotated as GDT1-like protein 5. Bases 247 to 936 code for a protein of 229 amino acids. The record is from RefSeq and is a predicted model, not a curated record. The transcript has 13 exons. Gene Ontology annotation, molecular function: calcium ion transmembrane transporter activity; manganese ion transmembrane transporter activity. Gene Ontology annotation, cellular component: Golgi apparatus. NCBI's taxonomy places the organism in Eukaryota, Viridiplantae, Streptophyta, Magnoliopsida, Fagales, Fagaceae. Gene Ontology annotation, biological process: Golgi calcium ion homeostasis; manganese ion transmembrane transport; calcium ion transmembrane transport.
CACGCACACAUCCUCUCCUCUAUAUUAGUAUAUCAUUUAGCUGAUUUAGAAAUUUCAACUACUCUCGGCUUACCGUUCAUACAGCAGAGGCUCUUCUAAAUACAGAACUAGAGAGAGCGCAGAGAGAGAGAGAGAGAGAUAGAGAUCCAACGCCUUUCUUUCACACUCUCAUCUCUCCCAGAAACCUCCCCUAGGGUUUCUCAUUCUCUGCUCUCUGCUCUCUGCUCUCUCUGUAUCAGAGCAAAGAUGAGCUCAGUCGUGCAGGGUUUCACCAAGUCGCUAGCCAUGACUGUGCUCUCUGAGAUCGGCGACAAGACCUUUUUCGCCGCCGCGAUUCUUGCUAUGCGUCACCCUAGGAGACUUGUCUUGUCUGGUUGCCUCUCAGCUUUGAUUGUGAUGACUAUUCUUUCUGCUCUUGUUGGCUGGGCUGCUCCAAACCUGAUCUCUCGUAAAUGGACUCAUCACGUAACAACAUUUUUGUUCUUUGGGUUUGGGCUAUGGUCUUUAUGGGAUGGAUUUAAGGAUGAAGGGGAGGCUGAAGAGUUGGCUGAAGUUGAAGCAAAAUUGAAUGCUGAUUGGAAGACUAACACAGGAACCACCAAAAAGAAUAGUAAGGAUGUUGAUGAUAUUAAAAAGCAGAAACGGCCAUUUCUCUCACAAUUCUUUUCGCCAAUCCUUUUGAAGGCGUUUUCUAUUACUUUUUUUGGUGAAUGGGGUGACAAGAGCCAGCUAGCUACCAUUGGUUUGGCUGCAGAUGAGAACCCAUUUGGUGUUGUUCUUGGUGGAAUUCUAGGACAAACAUUGUGUACUAUUGCAGCUGUGCUUGGUGGCAAGAGCUUGGCAGCUCAAAUAUCUGAGAAAAUAGUUGCACUCUCGGGUGGAGUUCUUUUUAUUGUUUUUGGGAUUCAAUCCUUCCUUUCAACGGUUGAUUCAUGAUGCCUAUAAUCUUGGUAAUGCUGCUUGCAUUCAGGGGUUGAAAGAUGGAUUCUUGAACUAAAGAAAUUAUACUCUUGACAGUGGGAGAGUUAGUCAUGUGACAAAUCCGAUGAAUUAUCACUAUUUACAAGAACAAUGACUUAAACCACGAAAGAACUGUUUCAGAUAGCUAUAGUAUGUUAUACAAGAUCAAGGCUAAAAUGUCUUGUUGGCAUCUAUGGCAUCACUAUAUUGCAUUUUCUUCUUUACUCUGCUAUGAUGUAUGCCACUAUUCAGAUAUAUUUAAUCAGAGUAGGCAUUUUGUUCUUUUUGCCAA